AUGAAGUCUCCCCAGGGAACAACUUGGUCGCCGCACCUUGUCUUCUGUACCAUUGUCCUUUAUUUUACAUUCACAGUUCAAGCAUCCGACCAGUGCGCACCCUCGAUAUGGCAACCGGGGCAAUUUAUGCGUCGGCAGCUUUCUACUCCCACUUCCACUCCCACUGCCUCGUCCAACGCAAGUAUCAGUAGUUCCAGCUCCGUGGCGCCCCAACCUACUGCCAACAUCACUAUCAGCCCCAUCAUUACCACUGGAAACAUCAGCCCAGGUCAAGUUAACUGUCGGUACACGGGCAGCACGGAAGGGUUAGACAUUAACUACUACACCUGUACCCUGUUAGCCAAUCAAUACGGAAUCUCUGUCGAAACUUUCUUUAAGUUGAAUCCAGGACUAGAUCCGGACUGUGGGAAUAUUCAACCCGAUACAGAUUAUUGUGUGCGAGGCUUCAUUGAGCCUGUAAGAGCUACAGCCGGUCUCUGUGGUCCCCCGAACAAGAAUGCCACUUGUCUCGGUACAGCAUUUCAGUGUUGCAAUGCGAACACUUUCACCUGCGGUAAUUCUACAGAUGACUGUGCACCUGGAACUUGCUACGAAGGGGCAUGUGCAGGAGAUUCUGUCUUCACUACAACCGGCCAAUGCGGCAGUCAACACGGCUACCGUCAAUGUGCUGGAGUAUGGGGCGAUUGCUGCAACGCGGACAGAAAAUGCGGUACUGGCCCAUCCUUUUGUGGAUUCGGCGUGUGCCAGCUUGGAAACUGCACAAUACCAGCUGUAGUUGGCCUACCUCCAUGGCUAAAUGGAAAUACGACGGAUGGCACUUGUGGCCCUUCCUCUAGUACAACUUCGUCAAAGGCCUCAUCUUCAUCCUCCGUUUUGACAACGAGCGAUCCUACAACCACCAGCGACACUAAAACUUCAUCCUCCGCAACUAAAACAAGCACUCCUACAACUACCUUACCUCCUAGCACUUCAAUUCCAGAUGAAGCUGCUUUGCCUUCGUGUGGCCAACUAUGCUUCAAUAAUAUGCUUGCUCAAUACUCAACCCUCGGAUGUGCCGCUCUUGAUGGCUACUGCUUAUGCAAUAACGCCGACUUCAGCAAUGGCCUCCGCGACUGUUCAAAUGGAGCCUGUGGAACUGCUGUUGCCAGUACUGUGAUAGAUUUUGGGAGCGCAUACUGCUCCACCGCAACAGCUACCCACACUGCGACAGGCCUAGCUGCUCUACCUUCUUGUGGUCAGCUCUGCUUUAACAAUAUGCUCGCUCAGUACUCAUCCCUAGGUUGCGCCACCCCUGCACCCGCUUGCCUUUGUAGCAAUGUUAAUUUCGGCUUCGGUCUCCGUGAUUGCGCUAGCGGCGCGUGUGGGACGGCUAUCGCAUCGACAGUUAUUGCUUAUGGGAGCUCGUAUUGUGCAUCAGCAAUAGCAACAGUUCUUAGUUCAUAA
Hyaloscypha bicolor E is the source of this 1443-nucleotide messenger RNA. Its product is annotated as carbohydrate-binding module family 18 protein. The coding region runs from base 1 to 1443 and encodes 480 amino acids. NCBI's taxonomy places the organism in Eukaryota, Fungi, Ascomycota, Leotiomycetes, Helotiales, Hyaloscyphaceae. The record is from RefSeq and is a predicted model, not a curated record. The transcript is spliced from 4 exons.